Cornus florida is the source of this 1330-nucleotide messenger RNA. RefSeq names its product histone deacetylase 8. The coding region runs from base 66 to 1214 and encodes 382 amino acids. The record is from RefSeq and is a predicted model, not a curated record. NCBI's taxonomy places the organism in Eukaryota, Viridiplantae, Streptophyta, Magnoliopsida, Cornales, Cornaceae. The transcript is spliced from 3 exons.
CACACAAUACAGCUCUUCCUAGAAAUAUCCGUGAUAGCUCCUCACUGUUUGUGAUUCCUUCCUUCAUGGCUGCUCAACCUGAUACUGCUCCAGCAGAUCUCGUUCACGUAUUCUGGCACGAGGGGAUGCUCGGCCAUGACGCCGGCACCGGCGUAUUCGACACCGGAAUGGACCCGGGUUUUCUUGAGGUACUGGAAAAGCACCCAGAAAACUCAGACAGGGUCAAGAACAUUGUUUCAAUCCUCAAAAGGGGUCCUAUCUCAACCUUCAUUUCAUGGCACUUGGGCAGACCUGCUCUCAUCUCUGAACUCCUAACUUUUCACACUCCAGAAUAUGUGAAUGAACUUGUCAAAGAAAAUAGAAAUGGGGGGAAGAUGCUCUGUGCUGGGACUUUCUUGAAUCCUGGCUCAUGGGAUGCUGCUCUUCUAGCUGCUGGCACUACGUUAUCGGCGAUGAAGCAUAUACUUGAUGGGCAUGGGAAAAUUGCUUAUGCGUUGGUUAGGCCACCUGGUCAUCAUGCUCAGCCUACUCAAGCUGACGGGUAUUGCUUUCUUAACAAUGCGGGUCUUGCUAUUCAAUUGGCUUUGGCUUCUGGUUGUAAAAAAGUUGCAGUGGUUGACAUAGAUGUUCACUAUGGAAAUGGCACUGCAGAGGGGUUUUACCACUCUGAUAAAGUUCUCACUAUUUCCCUUCAUAUGAAUCAUGGUUCGUGGGGUCCAUCUCAUCCACAGAGAGGAACUAUUGUUGAGCUUGGUGCUGGGGAUGGCCUUGGGUAUAAUUUGAAUAUACCUCUCCCAAAUGGGACUGGGGAUAGGGGAUACGAGUAUGCCAUGACAGAGUUGGUUGUCCCGGCUGUUGAAAAAUUUGAGCCUGCUAUGAUAGUUUUGGUUGUCGGCCAAGACUCAAGUGCUUUUGAUCCGAAUGGAAGGCAAUGCUUGACAAUGGAGGGUUACCGAGAGAUUGGGCUGAUCAUUCGUAGUCUGGCUGAUAAGCACAGCGAUGGACGCCUCCUGGUUGUGCAAGAAGGUGGAUACCAUGUCACAUACUCAGCUUAUUGUCUGCAUGCAACACUUGAAGGUGUGCUCAACCUUCCACUUCCUCCGUUGUCUGACCCUAUUGCUUAUUACCCGGAAGAUGAGGCGUUGUCCAUUCAAGUUAUUCAAUCCAUUAAACAGUACCAGAAAGAUACAGUACCAUUCUUAAAUGGAGCUUAAUCAGAAGUUAUUUUUUUUUACAGCUUGUGUUGAGUUUAUAUUUGCUUUUUUAAGUGAGAUGUAAAAUUUCGACAGAUAACUGUGUGAACAAUUAAUAAUAUGAUUAUCUUUUAUGA